UAUAUUGAUAUUUGUAAUAAUAGAAAUUAAAGAAAAUGGCUUCAAGCUCUCAAAGCUUCUCCUUCGCAGGAGUAUGCUUGCUGCUAAUAUCAGUUACUCUAAUUGUUCUCUUUAUGUACCUUUUAGCUAUAAAUAUGAAAUAUAUUAAAGAACUAAGUUAUAAGAUCAAAAUAAUCAUAAGAGCAGCUUUUGAAAAGGAUUCCCCGCUUCAUAAAUAUAAGAAAAAGAUUGAAAAAUCAAAGCUUGAUGAAACUUUCAUUGAAAAUAUAGACGAAGAAGCUCCAAAAGAGAAUAUUAAUCCUCAGGAAGUUAUUAAGAUUCUUAAAUCAAUGGCAGACAAAGGAAGAAGUGCCAAGUUUUGCGAUAUCUUGAGACUUGUCAUGGAAAAAUAUAACCAUUUACUCAUGUGGCCAUUUACUCGCAAGAGUGAGUAUAAAUAAAUACGACCUAUUAAGACCUCUCUCUAGAUUCUAUAAUUUGUUGAAUAUAACUGGCCUAUUAAUCAUAUGGACAGUAGUUGUAUUUUUAGUUGCAGCUACUUAUACUUAUCAGACGAGUAUUGACAAGAUGAGCUUAACCUCUCUGUUGUUGAUUAUAUUCCUUGUCCCACUUCUUUGUAGUCCUAUCAUCAUUAUUUGUAUUCAUCUAUUUUACAGAAUUUAUAUGGAUACAAUUAAAAAGGUUUUCUCACAAGCUUACCAUCCCGAGAAAUACAUGAAAGAAGAGCAAGAACAGGAAAAUUCUAUUAUCUGUGCAGUUCCAGUCCAAAAUCAGCAAAAGUCUGAAAGCGACAUGUUUGAAGAAGUUAAAGACCCUAACUCUAAUCACGACCAUAGUGACAUCUUCCAGUAUGAAGGAGGAGAAGAAUGUAAAUCUUAUGGCGAUUCACAAGACCAAAGUGAUAGGGUAGUGUUCCCUUCAAUAAACCAUGAAACCCAGAGAGGUUUUGUACCUGAGACCGACCAAAUAUAUAAUUCUGAGUCAAGCAGUGAGCCAAAGCAGAUGAAAGAGACUAAAAUCCGUAGGAUUACAGAUAAUGAUUCCAUAUCUGAUGAAAGCAACCCUAACCUCCAAAAUGGAAGCAACCAGAGUUCUUUGCAAAAACAAGGGAAUUCUAACUCAGAAGAUGGUGACGAAGAUUUAUCGGUUUAUGAAGUCCAAUCUGACGAUGACACAAAUCAAGAAGCAAAAAUAAAUGUUGGCUUGAUGGAAAGCGAGUCAAGAAGUAACGAAAACCUAAAGACAAUUCUGAUAUUUAUUGGUUUGUUCUCGAUCUUAGCAUUUGCUGUAGCAAUAUGCUGUCAUGUUGCCUUCAAUCUGUCAUCUUCAGUUACCACGUUAUGAAUACUGAUAAUAGUUUGUGAGCUUCUUGACUUGUUAGUGUUCAGAAACAUUUACUGACUCAUUAUCUCAAUUUUCCUUUGGUGUAAGAAGAGAAAACAUGAAAAGAAGCUGCAGAAAUACUUGGAAAUAGUCAUUCAAAAGUAUCUUUCUGAAAAAUGGGAUAAAAAUGCUCCAUUGGGAGGUUUUAAUUUUAAAAACAAGAGGCAGGCUCUUAAAGAUGGACAAUUUGAUUCCGAAAACAAUUUUAUAGGAGGAGAGAAAGGGUUCAUCAAGAACUUAGAACAUGAAAAUGGUAGAGAUAUCACAAACUUUCAGUUUGACGAGACUAACGAGAACGCUAUGAAAUUGAGAGAAGAUGCAGAGGCUAGAAGACAAGCACUUUUGCUUAAAAUGCGUUCAACUAAUAAUAGUAACGCUUUCACGGAAACUGAGUCUAAAGCCAUGACGAGAAGAAAGAACUUAAAAGACCCAGAUGGAGUCCUAGGAAUCAAUGACGAUAUGAGCGAUCUCGAUCGUCCUGCCUUCCAAAGGCAACUAAAUAAGGAUGAAAUCGAUCGAAUUCUUGCUGAAAAUCCUGAAAUUGCAGAUGAGUUCGAUAACGAGAGACAAAGAUGGUUAGAGUUUGGAGAAGAGGAUAACAACAAUAUCAACCCUCUCAGUGACUACAACACACUCCUCGUUUCAAAAAUGCAAAAGGGCUACGAUAAGAAGGCAGAUGGGAUGAUUGAUGAUUUCAGAAAGAAGGAAUUCAACUCAAAACUAGCCAAAAUUGAGGAAGAAAGAAUCAACGACCUAGACGACCUAGAAAUGGACAAGCUUGAAAUGCAAGGCAAAGCAGUUGCUUUCCAGAACUCUGAAGGCAUAGUAGUGCGUAAAUAAGAUCAAGAAGAAAAGAAAGGGCAAGGGAAAGAAGAAAGGAAAAAUGUUUGUCUUAGAUACCCCUUAUGGCAGAGCCAAGUAUUAUAAGAGGCCUCCUUCUCCUGAAGCAAUUGAUGAGGAAGAAAAUGUCAUACCAGAAAGCAAUUGACAAAGCAAAUAAAUUAGAGAAAGCCAAGAAAAAGACAAAGAAAGGCAAGAAGGAUAAAAAGACCAACCCGAAAGAGAAGUCAUUCGAUACAAUUUCGGGAUCAAGUGCAGUCGAAGGAGAUACUAUUAUGUUUGAAACUGGUCUUGGACCCCAGAAAGUAGAUGAUUCAGGAAUUGAUGGAGUUGAGGAAAGAGAUAUGGUUGUGUAUGACAAAGAUGAUAUGACUAAUUUCUCAAGAAGUUAUGGGUUAAACAAAAUGCAGUCAAGACUUUCUCUCAUGAACUGGGCAAAAUCUCAAGAAAAGCUCUCCACUGGUGAGAUUGGAGGGGAUUCUGAUGAGGAUCAAGUAGCACAGUUUCAAACUAACACUAAUUUUGGAUUCAAUUCGAUGAACUCACCAGAACCAAAAGCUAAGCUUAUUCAAAAGAAACCUAAAAGAAAGAGAAAGAAGAGGAAGACUAAGUCUAUAUCCGUUAAUUCAUUCAGAAGAGGAAACCAACUUACUUCUCGAAGCGUUCUAUCCUCAAUCGAUUCAAGAAAUUAUGAUUCCGAGAACAACUAUUCUUCCGAAGAAGACAAUCCUAAUGAUAGAUCAGGCUUGCUAUCUUUCGUUGUUGGAAAAACCAGGAAAAAGAAAGGAAAAAUCAAGAAGAAAAAUAAAUGGGUCAAAGGAAGCCAACAUGAGAAAAACGAAGGAAGAAAGAGUUUUAGACAAACAACCAAUCUAUCAAAGAAUGAAAAAGACCAAAAUACCAAAAAGAGCAAAGCCCUCUCCUAUGAAGAUGAUGUCUUCUGGCUCUCCUUAUGAAGAGUACCUCCCAAAUAGAUUCAAAGAUGUGUAUCAGGAGGAUAAUGAAAAUUUUCAAGAAGAAAGGCCUAUCAGAAGACCUAAACCUAUGAAAUUACCUUCAGAAUACACAUUGAGUCCUAAUUUCACUAGUGCUUCAAAGCCUCCACUUGACAAGCCAGCUCAAAGAAGCUUAAAUUUCAAUAAACCUUCAGACGAAAGGAUACAAAAGAGGCUCAACAAAUUUGCUGAAAAUGAUGAAGAUAAGAAAUUCUCCUUACAUGAUUACGAUCUGGAGAGCCCGAUUCAGGAAUCACCAAACGAAGUUGGAGAUACAUCCUCUCUCGAAGAACAUGGUGAAGAUAUUAGUAAACCGAUGUUCCAGAGGAAUAAUAUUAUAAAAUCUCCAUCUGAAGACACUGAAAAACAACCUAAGAGAGAGCUCUUAUUUUCAAUGAAUAAAGAUUUUCACAUGAAUACAGAGAAACUACAAUCCGUAGAUUCUCGAACCCAUUCCAAAGAUGGUAGUAGAGCAGGAAGUAAAGGAAGAACUUACAUAGGUCAGAAUGCUAUCUUUAGUCAGAAAUUUUAAUAAUUUCCAUAGUUUUAACAAUAUGUUAUCAAUUAUC
Molecule: messenger RNA, 3787 nt
Organism: Moneuplotes crassus
Lineage: Eukaryota; Ciliophora; Spirotrichea; Euplotida; Euplotidae
Source: the annotation of a GenBank genome assembly